This is a messenger RNA of Anoplopoma fimbria (sablefish), 2047 nucleotides long. RefSeq names its product calcineurin subunit B type 1. Bases 257 to 769 code for a protein of 170 amino acids. Gene Ontology annotation, molecular function: calcium ion binding; calcium-dependent protein serine/threonine phosphatase regulator activity. The record is from RefSeq and is a predicted model, not a curated record. NCBI's taxonomy places the organism in Eukaryota, Metazoa, Chordata, Actinopteri, Perciformes, Anoplopomatidae. The transcript has 6 exons.
GAGAGCCUGAAGCUGGGUGUGAAGCCAGGAGGAGACCUCAGAGAGAACCACACAUACAGAUACACACAUAUAUAUCUUUUAUUGUGUAUUCCUCUCCACAGCUACAGCUCCUCCUCUCCCUCCUCCUGCUGGACCUCCUCUCCCUCCUCCUGCUGGACCUCCUCUCCCUCCUCCUGCUGGACCUCCUCUCCCUCCUCCUGCUGGACCUCCUCUCCGCGCACAUCGACUCCUGGACAUCUGAUCAUCCGACUGCACGAUGGGAAAUGAAGCCAGUUUCCCCCUGGAGAUGUGCUCACAUUUCGAUGCUGAUGAGAUUAAGAGGCUAGGGAAGAGGUUUAAGAAGCUGGACCUGGAUAACUCGGGCUCGCUCAGCGUGGAGGAGUUCAUGUCGCUGCCGGAGCUGCAGCAGAACCCGCUGGUCCAGAGGGUGAUCGACAUAUUCGACACGGACGGCAACGGAGAGGUGGACUUUAAAGAGUUCAUCGAGGGCGUCUCACAGUUCAGCGUCAAAGGAGACAAAGAGCAGAAGCUCCGGUUCGCGUUCCGGAUCUACGACAUGGACAAGGACGGCUACAUCUCCAACGGAGAGCUCUUCCAGGUGCUGAAGAUGAUGGUGGGCAACAACCUGAAGGACACGCAGCUCCAGCAGAUCGUCGACAAAACCAUCAUCAACGCAGACAGAGACGGAGACGGGAAGAUAUCCUUCGAAGAGUUCUGUGCAGUGGUCGGAGGUCUCGAUAUACACAAAAAGAUGGUGGUGGACGUGUGAGUCCUCCUCCCCCUCCCUCCCUCCACGACACUCGCUUUCUCCCCCAUCUCUGAAGAUCUGCUCCAGACGUCCAGCAAAGCGCUCUCUGUGCAACUCAAGUAUUCUCUCUCUCUCUCUCUCUCUCUCUGUGAAGCUUCUGUUUUCUUCUCGUGAAGCCGUCGCUGAAGUGUUAUUGAUCCGUAGAUCCUCUCAAUAACUCGGUCGUAGCACUUAAAGAGACUGAAGGACAUUUUGGAUGAUGGGGGGGAACAAACGGGCGUGGUGAUGAGGUUGGUUCAUAUUUCAUCUCUUUUGUUUUUUUGUUAAUUGUUAUUUUUGAUAUUUAUUUUUUUGUCUUUUAUAAAGAAUUCAGAAUACAAGUAUAUAUAUCUAUGGUUUGUCUGCACAUGAACACUUGACUUAAACAGAAAGAAGGGUAUGAAGUGCCAACCAGAACAUAUCCACAAACCAGUCCACGUUAUUACCCAUAAUGCACUUCAACAGACUUCACACGGCACCACCUUCACCCUUAUUACAGUCAUAACUGUUUUUUUUAAGCUUACAUACGAGAUGUUUGGAUUAGAGCUUCCAGACACUUUGAGCAAAGCAACUCAUUUUUUCAACACUUGAUAGUUUAUUUCCUACUUAAGAAUGUGUUUAUAUCUUCUGAGAUUAUCUUUUGUUUCUUCGUCAUGACAUCAUUAGCUAGAAAUAAAUUAAUGCCAAGAAAAUGUCUUUCCAAAAAUAAUAAUUUUGUGGCUGCAAGCUGAUACACGGUUUAUUUCUACGUUUACCGGCGUGCAUCCAUAAAAACAAUCUCCAGAGUGACGACGCUCACACCGACAGAUGAACUGUAGAGGAACCGCUAGAGUUAUGGACGGACUUGGUUUAAGAACAGUACACAACAGUUUCAGAGACUUAUCUGCAGGCAGCGAUUCUUUUUUUAAAUGAAUAAAUAUGUGUAUAUUAGGUAAUCAAUGUGUGCUCAGCUUUAACUGUUUCUCACGAGCGCUUCUGAAACCUUUUUCUCGGUACAGCCCAGUUUUCUUUCUUUAACGCAACACGAACACUUUAAAUCUUUACUCAUUGGUCAGAGCGCAACGUACGGAAGACGAUAAGAGUCAUAUGUGUGAAAAACAUGUUCAUUUGUGGCUUUAAUCCUCCUCUGUAGAAAAGGGGAAUAGACUUUUUUAGUUCUUUUGUAAGUCUAAAAAAAUGUGGCUUCCUCUUUUACUUCUUUUCCUGUCGAUCAAUUUAUUUUCUCCCCCCCCACCCACAAAAACAAAGUUUUUUAUUUCU